CUGCUUCCCCCAGAAUAACUUGGAUUCAAUACUUUUGCCUCUGCGGGUCUCUCAGGCGAUGGGGACGGGCCCCCGCCGAGGACCGCAACAGUAGAAGGGGCCCAGGGCUGCGCGCUCUGAGUCAGGCGGCCCCAGCGCCGAGCGCCGCCAGGAGGGCCCAGUGCGCGGCUCCGCGGGGACUAGCGCUCUAGGGGCGGGGGCGGCCUCGGCGUGCGGCUCCGCCGGCGGGCAGGAGGCGGCGGCGGGUGGACGAGAUGGAAGUGAAAGACGCAAAUGCUGCACUGCUGAGUAACUUUGAGGUUUUCCAGUUACUUACCGAUCUUAAGCAGCAGCGCAAAGAUAGUGGAAAACACAAACAGAGCUCUGGCCAGCAGAAUCUGAACACUAUCAUGUACGAAACAUUGAAAUACAUAUCCAAAACACCAUGCAGAUUCCAAAGUCCUGAGAUUGUGAGAGAUUUCCUCAUAGCAAUGAAAGGCCAUAAACUAACCAAAGCAGAAAAGCUACAGUUGCUUAACCACAGGCCAAUGACUGCAGUUGAGAUACAGCUGAUGGUAGAGGAAAGUGAAGAAAGACUAACAGAAGAGCAGAUUGAGUCACUUCUUCAGACAGUCUCCAGCAUUCUUCCAGGGAACCCAGAGGAAGAGCUGCAGAGACAGGCGACAAUGGCAGCUGAAGAAGAUGAUGACCCAGAAUAGACAGCAUCUGAACCUAAGUUGGCAACAUCAUCAAAAGCUUAAUGAGAAAAGAACCAGCUAAACUUUUUGAUUGCAAAGACCAUGUCUGGGGUUUUUCACCCACGGCUUAAUCUUGUGUGACAUCACUGUACAGUAUAUGAAUGUUUUAUUGUAUAAAUCAUGAGAGCAACAGUUGUUUAUAAGAAACAUAAAUCAAAGGAGAGCUCUCAUGUCAGCCUUUUGUGAGAUGUGAGAAAGAUAGUAACUGGUUUCAUAACACAGCAGUUUGUGACAUAGUGAAAAUAAACCUUAUGCUUGAAUAUUCUUUUUUUCCAUUACCCAUGUAACAGCUGUUCUUUUCUGAGUAGGGUUAUAUGCAGCUGGCAAUGUUCUAAUUAUCAUAGCAAUACACUAUAAUUAUAAUUGAUUUAAUAUGUUUUUGAAUUACUCAACUGUUUUCCAGAGUGCAGUUUACAAUGCAGUGUCCAUUCUGUAUGGAAGAAGCCAUUUCAGGGUAUCAAUACACAGUUAGAAUAAAGUUCAAAAAUUGUUUAAUAUCCAUAUAAGAUCAGUAGUAAUAGAUCCUUAUAACUACUACUAUCUUUAGGGUUAUACCAUGGAAGUGGAAGGAAUGUAAAGGCUGUAUUGAUAUGGUAACUAGUCUCAAGGACACCUCUGAUAUGACCCUAUGCUUAUUUUAAAUAUAGGGCCAGAUCCUCAGCUGAUUUAAAUGGACAGAAUCCCACAAAGUCAAGAGAGCUAUGCUGAUUCACACCAGUCGAGGAUCUGGCCGAUAAAGUUCGGGUUUUCAGUAAUGCAAACAAACAAAAAUUAGAAGUAUAAGGCUGCUUUUUUCUUUUCUUUUCUUUGAAUCACCUGUUGUCUAGGUCUUACAUGUAGAAGAUUGCACAGUCCACAUGAGCUAUGCUAUCAUGGCACAACUGGGUGAGUUAAUGAUGACACGAGAGCCUUAACUAUGAAUUUCCCUAUUUUGUUUUCAGAAGUUUAAUGAGGCUCAGUCCUUGCUCAAGCAAAACUUCCACUGAAGUCAAUAGGAAUUUUGUCUGACCACAGACUACAGGAUCAAGCACUUAAUGUUGAAAGUGUCAGAGAUCGUUAAAUCACAAAUCGUACAUAUAUGGUAACAGGCCACGCUGUUUCUUCUUAUGCUAUGACUGCAAACAAAAAUUGUACCAAUCAUUAUAAUGUGUUAAAAGCCGAAAUAAAAAGUUUGAAAAAAC
Terrapene triunguis (Three-toed box turtle) is the source of this 1918-nucleotide messenger RNA. It is a transcript of the gene CRCP, whose product is annotated as CGRP receptor component. The transcript has 6 exons. Gene Ontology annotation, biological process: transcription initiation at RNA polymerase III promoter. The coding region runs from base 255 to 698 and encodes 147 amino acids. NCBI's taxonomy places the organism in Eukaryota, Metazoa, Chordata, Testudines, Emydidae. Gene Ontology annotation, cellular component: RNA polymerase III complex. The record is from RefSeq and is a predicted model, not a curated record. Gene Ontology annotation, molecular function: nucleotide binding.